This is a messenger RNA of Pleuronectes platessa (European plaice), 927 nucleotides long. It is a transcript of the gene c7h15orf61, whose product is annotated as chromosome 7 C15orf61 homolog. The record is from RefSeq and is a predicted model, not a curated record. The transcript has 3 exons. NCBI's taxonomy places the organism in Eukaryota, Metazoa, Chordata, Actinopteri, Pleuronectiformes, Pleuronectidae. The coding region runs from base 262 to 756 and encodes 164 amino acids.
AAGGAGUACCAGGUCAGCUCAUCCAGUGCUGCAGAGGAGCAGCUCUAUUCUACUGUUUGCUGGUUUAAAUCAUGUUAGGAUUUAUAUUGUGUGUGUCCGGACAGGUAGCUCUGUGCACGGGACUGUUGUUCCUAGCUUUAGCUAAGCUCACAAGCACGGACUGUGAUGUUUGCUAACAUUAGCUCUCGCUUGUUUCCCAUGUAAACAGACCGUUAAUCUAUGGCUUCCCAGGGAGUCGUUCACAGGCGGUGCGGGUGGUGAAUGACGGCGCUUUCCGCACGGGUCAUGGCGGACUUCUUGAGGGCAGCACACCGCCUCUUUCUAAAGAUCGCCCUGUUCCCCAGCGCGCUCCGUAGGACGGGCCCGCGGCCGAGCGCCUCCGAGCUGCUGACCUGCCACCUGCUGCAGCGCCGCCUCCCGCCGUGGACCUCGUUCUGUGUCCGCUACAGCUCGGUCCACAACGACCAGUUCGGCCUGUCCAACUUCAACUGGACAGUGCAGGGGUCCAACUACCACAUCCUGAGAACCGGCUGCUUCCCCUUCAUCAAGUACCACUGCAGCAAGGCACCUGCACAGAACCUGGACUUUGAGGACAGGUUUUUCACCGCGCUGAAAGUGAUUAAUCUGGGGAUCCCCUGUUUGGCCUAUGGCAUUGGCUGCUGGAUGGUAGUGGGAGCUUCAGAAACAGUGCAGACAAGUGUCGGACCUGUCACAGUCUAUUUCGCCUACAAAGAAGAUGAAGGCUCACAAUAUUAAACCUAAGACUCUUUUUUUUUUAAUCGUGAGAUCAUAUGUUAUUAUUAUUUAGUUGCUGCUUUUACAGCAUUUCCUCAGGUUGUGUUUCGGCAUCCGCUGUCACAAGUCUUCUCAUUGUGUGAGAGCACAGGUUCAGUUGUGUUUUAAUUAUUAAAGAUUUAAGGUUGUAAA